Messenger RNA from Laccaria bicolor S238N-H82, 1938 nucleotides. RefSeq lists its product as uncharacterized. The transcript is spliced from 15 exons. Gene Ontology annotation, biological process: lipid metabolic process. Gene Ontology annotation, cellular component: cytosol. The record is from RefSeq and is a predicted model, not a curated record. Lineage: Eukaryota; Fungi; Basidiomycota; Agaricomycetes; Agaricales; Hydnangiaceae. Bases 1 to 1938 code for a protein of 645 amino acids. Gene Ontology annotation, molecular function: acetoacetate-CoA ligase activity.
AUGCACCAGUACUUUGCAGACUCAAAGCCCCUAUGGAAGCCCCGACGUCCCGCUGACUCUUGCGCGGAUGCGCUUCGCCGCCAGAUAAAUCCCAAAUAUGGCCUGAAAUUAGCGAAUUAUCAUGAUCUCCACAGAUACUCCGUUGAGGAUGACAAUUUUUGGCUGGAGCUGUGGGAGUUUCUCGGGAUAAUAUCCUCUGUACCACCGCAAAAGACGAAAAUAUUGGAGAAAGGCGUCUUAGAUGAGGUACCUCUAUGGUUUCCUGGAGCGAGACUCAACUACGCGGAAAAUCUGCUCCAUAGGACAGACGACGCGAUAGCAAUAACUGCAACUGGAGAAUCGGGAGUCAUCACCAAUCGCACCUUCCGGGAGUUACGCAACUGUGUCGUCAUUGCUCUGGCGACAGCAAGCAUAGGAGGCAUAUUUUCAAGUACUGCGACGGACAUGGGAACUUCUGGCAUCCUUGACAGGUAUCGCCAAAUCACACCCAAGUUCGUUUUCGCUGAAAUAGAAGUUUCAUACGGGGGAAAACCUGUGGAUCUCCUUCCCAAAGUCACAGAGGUGAUCAAGGACCUCUCUGACAAAGGUCUACAGCAAGCCGUUUUGCUACCGAGUCGUAUAACCGGGUAUGAAAUAAAUCUUCAGGAUGCCGCGAGCAUUACACUCUCCGCAUUUCUAGAGUCUGCAGAUGAUCGCAAACUUAAAUUCGAGCAACUUCCUUUUAGUCAGCCUCUCUUCAUCUUAUACAGCUCUGGGACGUCUGGAAAACCCAAGUGCAUCGUUCAUUCCGCAGGGGGUGUCCUUCUCCAAACAAAAAAAGAUAUCAAGAUGACGUUCGAUGCUUCUCCGGAGGACACUUACUUCCAGUACACAACUACUGGUUGGAUGAUGUGGACUUUUAUGUUGACGGGGCUUGCUUGUGGAUCACGAAUCAUUCUUUACGAUGGAUCGCCCUUCCACCCUGAUCUCAAAACUUUCCUCCAAUUUAUCAAUAACCAAGGGGUUUCGAUCCUCGGGACGAGUCCUAGGUUCUUGGCCGAAAUCCAAGGAAAAGGGAUCAACCCUCUGGAAUUGGGCUCGUUUGAAGCACUGAAAACUAUCAGUUGCACAGGUGCCGUUCUAACACUACCUCUUUUCGAAUGGGCAUUCCACGCUUUUGGCGGCGACGUUCAUCUCGUCUCAAUGAGCGGAGGCACCGACAUAUCUGCAUGUUUCGUCGCCGGCACUCCAUCCUUACCCGUGUAUUCAGGAGAAAUACAGUGCAAGUCACUUGGAAUGAAGGUCGAAAUUUUUGAUCUAAGUGGGAACAAUAUCGAACAUCUUGGCGAACCAGGCGAGCUGGUGUGUACGCGGCCCCAUCCAUCGCUGCCAGUGUGCUUCUGGGGUGAUGAGGGAGGAAAGAAGUUUUUAGAUGCUUAUUUCAGCAUGUAUCCUGGAAUUUGGAGGCAAGGCGAUCUCAUAGUAGUGAAUCAGGCCACCAAGGGCAUUAUGAUUUUAGGACGCAGUGACGGUGUUCUCAAUCCCAGUGGCGUUCGCUUUGGCUCUGCAGAAAUUUAUUCGGCCUUGGAGCCAUUCUCCAAAGUGAUCGAUGAUUCUCUUUGUAUCGGGCAGCGUCGUUCGUAUGAUAGAGACGAGCGUGUGUUGCUGUUCGUUAAAAUGCGUGCAGGGUACAUUCUCUCCCCAGCACUCAUUUCUCAAAUACGCAUCACCAUAAGGAGGAGACUGAGUGCCCGGCAUGUUCCCGCCUAUAUCUUUGAAGUUUCUGAUAUUCCGUACACGGUCAAUGGAAAGAAGAUUGAAAUCGCUGUCAAGCAAAUCGUCUCUGGAUCAAACUUGCAGCCGAGUGGAACGGUGGCCAACCCCGAGUCACUUCAAUUGUACUAUAAAUACCGAGACAUUGAAAAGGUCGUGAAGAUGAAGAAGGAUGCUAAGCUGUAA